CCAGACGGUCAGAACGCCACCUCCCACCGAAUAAAUAACCAGAGGAAAACCGCGACUUGCUGCAUUUUAGUUGAGUCGAUCGUCACUGGGUUGGAGGUUGGACUCUCCAGCAUCCAUUGUCACCGCCUUCCCAACUUAAUCAACCGCAGCAGUCUCUCAAUUUUUCUGCUUUCAUCUUCGAAAUGGAUUUCCGACAAUCGAUUAGCAGCCAAACCAGUUUCUCUUUAGAAAUUGCGAAGAACGUCUUGUUGAAUGAAGCGAAAGACUCCAACAUUGUGUUCUCCCCCUUAUCGAUCCAUGUUGUUCUGAGCUUAAUCGCUGCGGGUUCCAAAGGUCCAACCCUUGAUCAGAUGCUUUCUUUUCUGAGGUCGAAGAGCAAUGGAGAGCUCAAUUCGUUUGCUUCCGAGAUUGUCAGCAAGGUCUUGACCGAUGGUAGCCAAAGUGGUGGGCCGCGAUUGAGCUUUGCAAAUGGUGUUUGGAUGGACAAGUCUCUUCCUUUGAAGGCUUCUUUCAAAGAGAUUGUUGAUAAAGUUUACAAGGCAGUUUCUAUGCCGGUUGAUUUUCAGGCAAAGGCUGUUGAAGUAGCCAAUGAAGUGAAUUCAUGGGCUGACAAGGAGACAAAUGGGCUUAUCAAGGAGGUUCUUCCUCCAGGAUCAGUUGACUGCUCGACCAGACUAAUCUUUGCAAAUGCACUCUAUUUUAAGGGAGCCUGGAAUCAGAACUUUGAUGCAUCCAAAACCAAUGACUAUGAUUUCUACCUUGUAGACGGAAGCUCAGUUCAUGUCCCAUUCAUGACCAGCAAGAAAAAGCAAUAUGUUCGUGCUUAUGAUGGUUUCAAAGUCCUCAGGCUUCCUUAUAAACAAGGGGAAGAUAAGAGGUGUUUCUCCAUGUACUUCUUCCUACCAGACGCAAAAGAUAGGCUUCCAGGUUUGGUAGAGAAGUUGACUUCAGAACUUGGGUUCUUAGAUCGAUAUCUCCCAUCUGAAGCAGUCAAAGUGGGGAGUUUCAGGAUUCCAAGGUUCAAGAUUUCAUUCGGGUUUGAAUCAUCUGAAGUUCUGAAAGGUUUAGGAUUGGUGUUGCCCUUCGCUGGUGGUCUGACAGAGAUGGUGGAUUCACCUCUGGGCCAGAACCUCGCUGUCUCCAGCAUAUUCCAGAAAUCCUUUAUUGAAGUCAACGAGGAAGGUACUGAAGCUGCUGCUGCUUCUGCUGGUGUGAUAACUCUUAAUUCCAUACGGCUUCCAACUAAUGUGAUCGACUUUGUGGCCGAUCACCCAUUCAUAUACCUGAUCAGAGAAGAAAUGACUGGAGUUGUGCUGUUCAUUGGGCAUGUCCUGAAUCCCUUGCAGGCUGCUUAAGAUAUAACAUAUAUCAGAAUAUUUCAGAAUACGGAACUCUUUAUCUUUUUAUUUUUAGGUUCAAUAUUUUGAAUAGAUACGUUAAAUGUUGAGUACAUAAUACAGAUGGAUCUUAUCUUGUAAAUUAUCUCUUUGUCAAGAUAGAUGUUGAGAACAGAUGAUUCAUUUCUUGUAAAUUAUCUCUUUUGUCUAGUUACAUGUUGAGAACAGAUGGAUCAUAUCUUGGAAAUUCUCUCUUUUGUCAAUGGAUCAGAAUGUUUGUAGGACUGCAUGCAAUGCAGUUGACGUCAGGCUUAUGCCUUCUAGCUUUGCUGCUGUUGUUUUGUAAGAUAUUAUGCAAUAACUAAUUAAUACUCCUCACUUCCCUA
Molecule: messenger RNA, 1723 nt
Organism: Macadamia integrifolia
Lineage: Eukaryota; Viridiplantae; Streptophyta; Magnoliopsida; Proteales; Proteaceae
Product: serpin-ZX-like
Exons: 2
Coding region: 183-1355 (390 amino acids)
Molecular function (GO): serine-type endopeptidase inhibitor activity
Source: RefSeq, a predicted model, not a curated record